ACACACACACACACUGCUCUGGCCACAGUGCCAUCGUGUGGCGGAAUCAUUGAACUGCAUGUACGGUGGGACAUGCCCCCGCCCGGGACAUGUUAGUCCCGUGUCACGGUGACACAGGGAGUCCUCCUCAUAGUGAGUAAGCAGACUUUGACAGCUUACACGCGGUUUACAUCAGGUGUCCCGGUAGGAUGUUAAGACUGGCCCGGGGCCGGUCUGUGUCACAGAGUAGCUUAGCCCGCCUGCUGAGCAGAGCCGUUCUGGGAGCAGACGUUGUGCAGCAGCAGACCACAGAGAGACAAGUCAGGGGGUUCGGACACACACACCACCACCAACACCACUUCCACCUCCAGAACCCAGCGGGACGGGACAGAACCCUGCUCCCGGAGCAACAGUCGGCCGCCCGCUUCGGCUGCAGUCUAAGGAUGGCGUCCGGGACUCCUCCCCCUCCCCCUACCCCUCCAAAACACACCAACCGACUCUACGAGGAGAAGUCCCCCUAUCUCCUGCAGCACGCCCACAACCCCGUGGACUGGUACGCUUGGGGACAGGAGGCCUUCGACCGGGCCAAACAGGAAGACAAACCCAUCUUCCUGUCAGUGGGCUACUCGACCUGUCACUGGUGCCACGUGAUGGAGCGCAAGUCCUUUGAGGACGAGGAGAUCGGACGGCUGCUCAGUGAGAACUUUGUCUGCAUCAAAGUGGAUCGGGAGGAGAGGCCGGACGUGAAGGUCUACAUGACGUUCGUACAGGCUACCAGUGGCGGAGGUGGAUGGCCCAUGAGUGUGUGGCUGACCCCUGACCUUCGACCUUUCAUCGGGGGCACGUACUUCCCUCCCAGAGACGCCGGAAGGAGACCGGGACUCAAAACGGUCCUCACAAGAAUCAUGGAGCAGUGGCAGACCAACCGGACCACGCUAGAGUCCAGUGGCGAGUGCGUCAUGGAGGCCUUGAGGAAGGUCACCGCCAUCGCUGCGGCCCCCGGUGAGGCCCCGCCCCUGGCCCCGGACGUAGCCAAUCGCUGCUUCCAGCAGCUGGCCGACUCCUAUGAGGAGUAGUACGGGGGCUUCAGAGAUGCCCCCAAGUUCCCCACACCAGUGAACCUGAUGUUCCUGAUGUCGUACUGGGCCCAAAACCGCUCCACCACAGAGGGGGCCGAGGCCCUCCAGAUGACCCUGCACACCCUCCGCAUGAUGGCCCUGGGGGGCAUCCACGACCACGUGGCUCAGGGCUUCCACCGGUACUCGACAGACGCCUCCUGGCAUGUGCCGCACUUCGAGAAGAUGCUGUACGACCCGGCCCAGCUGGCCGUGGCCUACUUCACCGCCUUCCAGGUGUCGGGAGAGCAGUUCUUUGCGGAUGUGGCCAGGGAUAUACUGGUCUACGUCUCGAGAGACCUGAGUGACAAGUCCGGGGGAUUCUACAGCGCGGAGGACGCGGACUCUGUGCCGUCCGGCGGGGGGCCGGAGAAGCGGGAGGGGGCGUUCUGCGUGUGGACGGCGUCGGAGCUGCGGGAGCUGCUGGGCGAGGUGCUGCCGGGCGCCACGGGCCGGGCCAGCCUGGCCGACGUCGCCAUGCGCCACUACGGGGUCCGCGAGCAGGGCAACGUGGAGCCAGAGCAGGACCCCCACGGUGAGCUGCAGGGCCAGAACGUCCUCAUCGUGCGCUACUCCGUAGAGCUGACGGCCGCGCGCUUCGGCCUGAGCGUCGCCACGGUGACCGAGCUGCUGGCCUCCGCCAGGGCCAAGAUGGCGGCCGUGAGGAGCACCCGGCCCCGCCCACAUCUGGACACCAAGAUGCUGGCCUCGUGGAACGGCCUGAUGCUGUCGGGCUUUGCGUGCGUCGGCGCGGCGCUGGGCGACGAGGCCCUGCUGCAGCGGGCGGAGCGGGCCGCGCGCUUCCUGAAGGAGCACCUGUGGGACGCCGAGGGGCAGACCAUGCUGCGCUCCUGUUACCGCGGCGACCAGAUGGAGGUGGAGUCAACGUUCCCAUGCUUAAGGAGUGCUGGGUGUUGCUGCUGAGAAGAGGCAGAUGGGAUAGCAUCAGCAUCUCUCCCACUUGGUGUGUGUGUGUGUGUGUGUGUGUGUGUGUGUGUGUGUGUGUGUGUGUGUGUGUGUGUGUGUGUGUGUGUGUGUGUGUGUGUGUGUGUGUGUGUGUGUGUGUGUGUGUGUGUGUGUGUUCUGGUCCAUUUGAAAGCUCUCAUUGGUUUGCAUGCUGCAUGUAAGUUACCCAUUCCUUUUCGUUUUAAUGUUUGUUUUAUUGAUAUUCAUAUUCUUAAUAUACAGUAUAAUUGUGUAUUUAUUUACUUUAUUUUUUCUAUUUAUUUUGUACAGUUAAGUGAUUUGUUAAGUUAAGCAAUUUAUUUUAUUUUGUACAGUUAAGUAAUUAUUGACUCAUUGUAAAUAUAAGUGUUUAACUUCAAUUGUUAUGUGUGUCAUCACUUUUUAUUUUAUAUUCAAAAUUAAAUGGAUGAAAAUCC
Molecule: messenger RNA, 2476 nt
Organism: Gadus morhua (Atlantic cod)
Lineage: Eukaryota; Metazoa; Chordata; Actinopteri; Gadiformes; Gadidae
Gene: spata20
Product: spermatogenesis associated 20
Biological process (GO): carbohydrate metabolic process
Source: RefSeq, a predicted model, not a curated record